GGCCAACUCAUCCUUCAAGGAAGACAGUUUGCUGAUCUCAGGCCCAUCUUUUCACGUUGAUCUGGCAGGUUUAGAUGCCUUCCAUCCGGUCCACUACAGCAACCGUCUCCUAAUAUUCCGUUGCACUUCCUCUGCACAACGAGACGCGCAACUCUCCGCAGCCAAGACUGGUUUGCAGGCUCUCGUCAAUCGAUGUCCCAUGCUAGGUGGCAUCGUUGUCCCCCUACCACUUAAUGAUGCCAAGAAUGGAAAAGAGGAUUGGCGAACAAUUGUGCCUGACAAGGGCAUCGAACUUGUUUUGAGAGACUUACGAACAAAACUGCUUUCCUUCAAUGAGCUCGAGGCCGCCGAGUUCCCAGCUCUGCAGCUUCCUUAUGACCUGCUCACGCCUGUACCUCCUGAUAUCGGUAACGAUCGUCCAUAUGCUGCAUUUAAAGUGCAGUUCGGCGUCAUCGAAGGAGGUACCAUCAUAACGAUCGCUAUCUCACACUCUGUUGGCGACGGUUCCGGGACGAAUGAGCUGACAAGAGUACUCGCCGAGGAGACAAGACGAUCACAAGCGUCCUCUAGCAGCGCCGUGACGAGUGGGGAUCUCUCUGAGGCUGCAUCCAUGGUGGACCGGAGUGCUCUGCGAAAUCUGAAGAGCAACGGCCCGUUCAAUAUUAAAGACCACCCAGCAUAAAGAUGGAACUAUGCUCCUCCAGAAGGUGCUCCACAACUGGAAAACCCAUCUUCCCAUCCAUUCGAGGCCUCGGCACCGGAAACCGCUGUCCUCCUCCACAUAUCUACAGCCAACCUCAAGAAGCUCAAAGCAGAUGCCACGACACCAGAUGCCCCGUUUAUAUCUACACACGACGCACUUGCCGCUCUCAUAUGGCAAUCUUCUCUCCUCGUCCGCAGCCGCCGUUCCGCCACAGCCCAGAACCUU
Hyaloscypha bicolor E is the source of this 928-nucleotide messenger RNA. RefSeq lists its product as uncharacterized. Lineage: Eukaryota; Fungi; Ascomycota; Leotiomycetes; Helotiales; Hyaloscyphaceae. The transcript has a single exon. Bases 200 to 682 code for a protein of 160 amino acids. The record is from RefSeq and is a predicted model, not a curated record.